CGAACCGCGGCGGGUCCGCCGCGCCCGCCCGCCCGCCAUGUCGGCUCCCGGGACCCUCAGCAAUUACUACGUGGACUCCUUCCUGGUGCCGGAGGGGGACGAGCUGGCGGCGCCCCGCUACGCCCCCGCCCCGCUGGGGCCGCCGCCGCGGCCGGCGGCGCUGGCCGAGCACCCCGAGCUGGCCCCCUGCAGCUUCCAGCCCAAGGCGCCCGUCUUCGGCCCCCCCUGGAGCCCCGCGCACCCCGCCGGCGCCCCCGCCGUCUACCACCCCUACGCGCACCACCAGGCGCCCGUGGCACCGCCCGACGGCAGGUACAUGCGUUCGUGGCUUGAGCCUGUGCCGGGCUCCUUGUCUUUCCCCGGGUUACCUACCAGCAGGCAUUACGGCAUUAAACCUGAACCGUUGGCGGCCAGGAGGGCUGACUGUACCACGUUUGACACUCACACUUUGUCUCUCUCUGAUUAUGCUUGUGGUUCUCCUCCAGUUGAUAGGGAUAAGCAAAGCCACGAAGUCGCAUUCUCUGAAAGCAAUGGAGAAAGUGAGGCAAACGGAGAGAAACCGCAGAUCGAUCCAAAUAAUCCAGCUGCAAACUGGCUCCACGCAAGGUCCACCAGGAAAAAGCGAUGUCCUUACACCAAGCAUCAGACGCUGGAAUUGGAGAAGGAGUUUCUAUUCAAUAUGUAUCUCACUAGGGACCGUAGAUAUGAGGUGGCCAGACUCCUCAAUUUAACUGAGAGACAAGUGAAAAUCUGGUUUCAGAACAGGAGGAUGAAAAUGAAGAAAAUCAACAAAGAUCGAGCGAAGGACGAAUGAUGGAACCACACGAGUUAAACUGAAAAUGCAUAAAGUAAAAGAAAAAAAAAAAGAAAAAGUUAAAAACAAAACAAAA
Myiozetetes cayanensis is the source of this 890-nucleotide messenger RNA. RefSeq names its product homeobox A9 (gene HOXA9). Gene Ontology annotation, cellular component: nucleus. Bases 38 to 814 code for a protein of 258 amino acids. The record is from RefSeq and is a predicted model, not a curated record. The transcript has 2 exons. NCBI's taxonomy places the organism in Eukaryota, Metazoa, Chordata, Aves, Passeriformes, Tyrannidae. Gene Ontology annotation, molecular function: DNA-binding transcription factor activity, RNA polymerase II-specific; RNA polymerase II cis-regulatory region sequence-specific DNA binding. Gene Ontology annotation, biological process: regulation of transcription by RNA polymerase II; anterior/posterior pattern specification; embryonic skeletal system morphogenesis.